Messenger RNA from Eublepharis macularius, 2467 nucleotides. RefSeq names its product acyl-CoA dehydrogenase medium chain (gene ACADM). Gene Ontology annotation, biological process: medium-chain fatty acid catabolic process; fatty acid beta-oxidation. Lineage: Eukaryota; Metazoa; Chordata; Lepidosauria; Squamata; Eublepharidae. The record is from RefSeq and is a predicted model, not a curated record. Gene Ontology annotation, molecular function: flavin adenine dinucleotide binding; medium-chain fatty acyl-CoA dehydrogenase activity. Gene Ontology annotation, cellular component: mitochondrion. Bases 72 to 1340 code for a protein of 422 amino acids. The transcript has 12 exons.
ACCCUGGCCUUCUGAGAGCGCUGGGCGGGCAGGAGGAGGGGAAAGAAAAGGGAAAAAAAAGAGGACGCGUCAUGGCGGCACUGAGAGUCACUCGGGUGAUACGAAGCAUUGCUACAUGCGGAUGGAGAGCACAGUCCAGCCAAGCUAUUGCAGCAUCACCAAAAAGCAAAUCUGCAGCUGGCUUUAGCUUUGAACUGACUGAAGAACAGAAAGAAUUUCAGGCUACAGCUCGCAAAUUUGCUAGAGAGGAAAUUGUACCUGUUGCUGCUGAGUAUGACAGAACAGGAGAGUAUCCUGUUCCCCUCAUAAAAAGGGCAUGGGAGCUUGGUUUAAUAAAUUCACAUAUACCAGAGAGCUGUGGUGGCCUUGGCCUUGGCAUCUUUGACGCCUGCCUUAUUACUGAAGAAUUAGCUUAUGGUUGCACAGGGGUUCAAACUGCUAUUGAAGCGAAUUCUCUUGGUCAAAUGCCAGUCAUCAUUGCAGGAAAUGAGCAGCAGCAGAAGAAAUAUCUGGGGAGAAUGACUGAGGAGCCCAUGAUGUGUGCCUACUGUGUAACUGAACCCGGAGCAGGCUCUGAUGUAGCAGGUUUAAAAACAAAAGCUGAAAAAAAGGGAGAUGAAUAUAUAAUUAACGGUCAAAAAAUGUGGAUCACCAAUGGUGGCAAGGCUAACUGGUAUUUUUUAUUAGUUCGGUCCAAUCCUGAUCCUAAAGUUCCUGCAAACAAGGCUUUUACUGGAUUUAUUGUGGAAGCAGACAGCCCAGGAAUACAAAUUGGAAGAAAGGAGCUUAAUAUGGGUCAGCGGUGCUCAGAUACAAGAGGAAUUGUUUUUGAGGAUGUGAGAGUACCUAAAGAGAACGUAUUAAUUGGUGAAGGAGCUGGCUUCAAAAUUGCUAUGGGAGCAUUUGAUAAAACUAGGCCUCCAGUAGCAGCUGGUGCUGUAGGACUAGCACAAAGAGCUUUGGAUGAAGCCACAAAAUAUGCUGUGGAAAGAAAAACCUUUGGAAAGAUAAUUGCAGAGCACCAAGCAGUGUCUUUCAUGCUAGCUGAAAUGGCAAUGAAAGUGGAGCUAGCUCGCCUGGCUUACCAGAGGGCAGCGUGGGAGGUAGAUGCUGGCCGUAGAAAUACCUAUUAUGCAUCUAUAGCAAAGGGAUAUGCUGGAGACAUUGCAAAUCAAGUAGCUUCUGAUGCUGUCCAGAUCUUUGGAGGAAAUGGAUUCAACAGUGAAUAUCCAGUAGAAAAGCUAAUGAGAGAUGCCAAAAUAUAUCAAAUAUAUGAAGGAACUGCUCAGAUCCAGAGGCUGAUUGUAGCUCGUGAACAUAUUGGCAAAUUUAAGGCAUGAAAGAAUACCGAAAUGAUAUCAACAUCAGUAAAACGACGGACUUUCGUUCCUAGCAUGAGUUAAUCCAGAUCUGUAAAUGAUUGUAUCUUUUUCUGCUUUGCCACUUCUAGUACUAGAAGAGGAAGAUAUGUAAAAGCUAUAAAAAGAGAGCCUGACCUUAGAAGCAGUAGGGAUUUUCUCCCUAGCUGCAAAUGUGUUUAUGUAUCUUCAACAUAUGAAAUAAAACUGGUCACUUAAUUCUUGGAACUGAAGAUCUCCUGAAAUAUGGAAUCAGUACAUAUAAUCUGUGCCUUAAUUGUCACCUUGGAGUUAACUCUAUUCUCCAAAGUGUGCUUUCUUGGCAAAAGUUUUACAAUUGGCUAGGUUUUGAGAACUGAACAUGAGAGAGAGAGAGAGAGAGAGAGAGAGAGAGAGAGAGAUCCGUAUAAUUUAGGGUCCCAUCUCUACCAUCUGGAAACUAUAAUUGGGAACACUUCUAUUAAGUCUUUUUUUAUGUGAAGUUUUGCACCAUUGUCUCACACAGUUGACACUGAUUGUUGUCAGUGUAUGGCAGUAUUGAAUAUAUGUUAAUAAUAUGCUUAAUUUUAACAAACUAAAUAUUAUAUAUCCUACAUGUUGAUCAUGCACAAUCAGAUAAUCUUUAUUGUCACACUGAUGUAUAGAUUUCUCCAUAGUACAUCUGUUUAAAAUGGCAGUAAGAUUUAAACAGCGCAUAAACUCAUAAAGGAUAAUGUGAAAUCUAUUUUGUGAUGGACCCCCACCUCUUCCUGCCAUUUACCAUCUGAAUCCAUGUUAGCAUGAUAAACCAUUUUUUUUGCUUAAUUAUAUUAAGAAAUUACAAUUCUCCAGAAACAAAGCUCUUCAUUUUGUAGUCUAAUCAUAUACAUAAUGUAUUCUAGCUUUGUGAAUACUGGCAGUUUUGCAAAGAACCUUUGUAUGUUGAGAAACAAGACCCGUAACCAGUCUGCAAGUUAUUUUAAACUUGAGCCAUAUCUUCUUGUAUGGUUACUGUGCCUUUGCAUUUGAUUUUAGGAGUCUUACUAUAUGGGUAUUUUAUUGCAUUCAGAUAUGAAGCAUUCAGAUACAAUGCAAGAUUUUCACUAAUAAAGUUAAGAAUACUGAAACUA